This is a messenger RNA of Anopheles funestus (African malaria mosquito), 3601 nucleotides long. RefSeq names its product transmembrane protein 184B (gene Tmep). Gene Ontology annotation, molecular function: transporter activity. Gene Ontology annotation, biological process: transport. Bases 852 to 2318 code for a protein of 488 amino acids. The record is from RefSeq and is a predicted model, not a curated record. The transcript is spliced from 10 exons. NCBI's taxonomy places the organism in Eukaryota, Metazoa, Arthropoda, Insecta, Diptera, Culicidae.
GACCCUGGAAGAAGAGAAAAAACAAAGCUCCUUUUGCAAAACGAUACAUAGCAGCAGGCUAGGCGAACAGUGGAGGACGUUGUUAGAAGCUGUGCCGCUGUGUACAAAGAAAAUUCCAUCACAAUGCACCCUGAGGCUUUUCGGUUGACAUUAAAACAGUUUCGAUCCGUGGGAGAGAACCCGAUUCGUGCUGUUUCUAACUUUUAAAAGCAUAUUUCUAAUCGAAUAAAAGAAACCUACCGCAUAAAACUUAAUAAAAAGGAAGCGAUUGUAAAUCAGAAUAAUCGGGACCGAGAUUCAAGUGACGAUUGUUGUGUCGUGUACACAAUUAAAGCUGCUGUAAAUGCCCUUUUGCACGUGGCGUGCUUUUGUAAGCUCUGCUGCAAGUAAAAACAUUUUGGAAGUGUUCGACAAGUGCAUAUGCAAUUUCGCCGGUGAACAACAGUGGUGUGAAUAAAUUUAAAUUGGUGCAGAAAAGAAAAAGAAAAACGAUAUCGGGCGUUUGUGUGUGUGUGGCCGGUAAAACGGAAGGGUAGUGAAAACUCCGCGAAAUCGUGAAACCAUCGUACCAUCGAUGUGUGGUGGUUGCACGAAUGAUUGAGCAAUUUGCCUGCGGAGAGAUCAUUGUCUGUAUCGGGUGGUGAUAGACGGAGCCCGGUUGCAGCUUCCAAACGAGCGGGAACACACCGAACCGCCGCGAAGCAACGAACCGUGAAGGAGGAGGGCACCCGUGUGUGGAGAGAUUUCGUGCGGCGCCCAAGAACGACCACGAACGGCGUGUGUGUGUUUUUCUUUUUGCGUGUGCACACGAACACCGGAUUUGUGGUGGUGGUGCAGCUUCUGCAAAUACGAUGAGUACGGAACAUCCGGCAGCGAGUGAGCUGCUGGCCAAUGCUACCGCUGCCACGGCCGCCGCCGUCAGCAGCACGGCCAAGGCGAACAUUGCCGUGCGUAUGACGGAGGCCCCAGCCUCGGCCCUAGCGAUCGAUCCCAUCAUCAACCAUGUCGGUGACGGCAUUUUCCUGCAGGCCAAGACGGCCCAAAUCUUUGCCGGUAUCUGCGUCUGGAUGGCACUGUUCAUCACUUGUCAGCAGAUCUAUCAACACCUUCGAUGGUACACGAACCCACAGGAACAGCGAUGGAUCGUCCGAAUACUGUUCAUCGUGCCGAUCUAUGCCACGUACUCCUGGGUCAGCUUACUGUUCUUCAACUCGGAAAGCGUCUAUGUAUACUUCUUUACCGUACGCGAUUGUUAUGAAGCGUUCGUAAUCUACAACUUCCUUUCGCUGUGCUAUGAGUACCUGGGUGGUGAAGGCAACAUUAUGUCGGAGAUCCGUGGCAAACCGAUCAAAUCGUCCUGCCUGUACGGAACGUGCUGCCUAGCGGGCAAAACGUACACGAUCGGAUUCCUGCGAUUCUGCAAACAGGCGACGCUACAGUUCUGUCUGGUUAAACCAUUGAUGGCGUUUAUUAUCAUCUUUCUGCAGGCAUUCAAUCACUAUCACGAUGGUGACUGGAGUGCUGAUGGUGGCUACAUUUACAUCACCGUCAUUUACAACAUCUCGGUUUCGCUGGCACUGUACGGGCUGUACCUGUUUUACUUUGCCACCCGCGACCUGCUGACGCCCUUCGAUCCCGUGCUGAAGUUCUGUACCGUAAAAUCUGUUAUCUUCCUGUCCUUCUGGCAAGGUGUUGGGCUGGCCAUUCUGGAAAAGGCGGAGGUCAUCUCACCAAUCGUCGAUGCCGGUGGUUCCACCACGUCCGCUGGUACGGUUUCCGCCGGUUAUCAGAACUUUUUCAUCUGCAUCGAAAUGUUGUUUGCUGCCAUCGCCCUGCGGUAUGCUUUCCCGUACCAGGUGUACGCCCAAAGCUGCAUGACCGAUGCACACGGCCGAUCUGUCACGAUGCAAUCAAUUUCAAGCAGCUUAAAGGAAACGAUGAACCCGAAAGAUAUUAUGACCGAUGCGAUACACAACUUCCAUCCGCAGUAUCAACAGUACACACAGUACAGCUCAGGUGGUAAAAAUCCACGAGGCAUUCGCGUUUCCUCCUACGACCCGGACGAUCCAAGCCAUCAGCUGACCGGGCACGGUCAGAGCCACGGUGUGGGAAGCGGAGCAACGACCGGAUCUUACAACGGUAAUGGUGCAGGCGCUGGUGGCGGUGGACACGGUGGUAGCUACAUUGCGCCACCGACGCUUGGCAGUCAGCGAAAGUUUAUGCCCGGUGCCAGUGUCGUACCGCAAAAGGUAUCGACCAUCAGCCAAAAUUACAAUGAGAAAACGAUGUUACUGUCCAGCGAUGACGAGUAUCAGUAAAGGAACAAGUGGAGAAAAAUAUUAAUGUAAUGUAAACCAUUGAAGAACUAUCGUUUACUUAGUUCUUCGUUCAAGGUUAUGUUGUAAGCUUCGAUCGUAUUUGUGUGUCGGGAUGUGGUUUUAGUUGUUUUUUCUUAUUUGUGUCUUCUAACGCGACAUGUACCCGUUACGUCUUGAGCUCUAGCAUGCACAUUCUUUCUUCUCUUAUUCGUAAUGUAUUUCUCCACCUGUAAAUGAAACAAAACAAGAAACAACAACCGUAACGGAGAAUAUAGCUCCGACAUUCCGGAGCAAAUCAAUUCACGCUUAAAAUAAAUAGUGCGUUUAAAUCAAAAAUCAACACAGAUAGAAGAAGAAACAACAGCAGCAGUACUGAAAAACGAUAUGAAAAAAAAACAACACAAAAAAGCCGCAGCUAAUGGUUCUUGCAGUAACAACACAUUUCUAGUAAAUGGCUAUAUUGCUAAAAAAAACCUACACAGAAGGAGGAAAACAAAAACAGUACAAUAAUCCUGCCAUGGUUUGUGACACUACAGAACAAAAUGGACACAAUAUGUACUUUACACCACAACAAAAUAGAGGCAAGACACCCAGAGAAGGAAAGGGUGCACAAUCUAGUACUAACGAUUCCGUCACUGUUGCAUUGAUACUAAUUCGUGUUAUGCACUGAAUUCGCCAGCAGCAAGAAUGAUGCAGUGAAAAAAUAUGUCAAUAUUUGUGAAAUGAUUGUUUUGUCUUAUUAAAACCAAUCAUCCAGAUCCAUUUUCUAUCUCAGGCAGAGAGUAGAAGAGACGAAUCGUGCAGCUUUAAGUGCAGGGGAAGACCAUGGCAAUUACGGUUCGGAACCCAUUCUCAUACCCAUCCGCCACAUCGUGUAAUGUGCAAAAUGCAGCAGCAAGAAGCUAUAGACUUUGCGAUCUAAUCGAUGUUUAUGUGUUUUUUUCUCUGACACAAAAGGAUAGGCACAGGAGCAGCAUCAUCGUGGUGGUUAAGGCUCCAUUCGCUCCCGAGUAUAUAUCUUCGACACCGCGCAUAUGUUUGCCGCAAAAAACGCACGUGGCAAUAUUGUUGUUAACAUAUACAAAUACACGUCUAGUGGAAAAUACAAGGAAUAUGAUGCUUUUCCUGUUGAAGAUGAAACAAAAAGGAGCGAGUUAAACAAAAAAUACACAUAUACUUUUAACAAACCAGCCAACAACAACACAACAAAACUGAAUGGGACAACGUACUGGUGUAGAAAGGGAAACUAGUUAGUGUGCUUUAUAAUAUAUAUAUAUAUAUAU